AAUGCAUGGUUUUAUGAAACAAAUCAUGACUUGUGCAUGCGAGUUGGCAUUCUCACCGCUCCCGCACGUAGGCCAUUUUAAAAAAACAUAUUGUCUAAAUUUUCACUUGAGUUUUUAACUGUCAUUUAAUUCUUCAUCGGGCAGCAAGCAGGCAUCAACCAAUUAAAACGACACCAUUUUUUCAGCGUUCUGUAUGUAUAUAUACUUCGUAUGUAUAUAAUAAUAACAAAAAAGAUAGUGUUCCCAUUUGGCGAGAGGAAGGAAAUCUGCGAAAUGGAUACUCUUCUUACCACGUUCCCUCACCCUUUCCCCCCUUCUUCUUCGUUUUCUUCUUCUGCAGUGCAGGUUCAAUUCGCAGUUGUUUUACAUCCAGCUCUUCAGCCCCGCGAUUGGUUCUCUGUCAUGAAACUCAGUCCAACCAGAAGUACUGCUCAACUCAGUCCACUGCUAGCCCAACUGGGUUCUAAUUCCUCCGGUGAUCUGGUCGCUCAACACAGUACAAAUUCUCCUUCCAAUCUCGUCUCCGUCUCCGAAAAGGGAACAUUCUUGUUGCUGACCCAUGAACUUGGACUCGACGAGAGCGAGGCCCAACUACUCCUAAACACCAACGCAUCCUUAAGAUUCACUUCUUUUGAAUCCUUGCGCAUUCGAACAGAUUCUCUGCUGUCACUGGGUAUCAAUGGCCUCGCGCUGGGUCGCUUGGUUGCGAAACGCCCGGAUGUGUUGAUAGCUGAGGAAAUCAAUCCGUUGCUACGAUUUAUUCGGGAUGAUUUGGAAGGAAAAAUCGAAGCGUUGCAGCUACAGCGACUGUUGACUGCAACUGAUCCCAGAUUCUUGGUGGGUUUUGAGGAUAAGGUUAGGCUUCUUCUUCAUCACGGAGUUCCAAGAGAAAAGCUUGUUCGUGUUCUCAACAAUGUCAGUUUGACCAAAGCCAUAUGUCUCAAGCCGGCUGAAGAAAUUGAAAGAACAAUGGCUUUCUUGAGCCGUUUUGGUGGGACUGAUCUAAUUGUUCGCCGGCCAGCCAUUCUGAACUAUGAUCUAGACAGACAAUUAAUUCCCAGAAUCAGGUUCCUAAUGGAACUGAGUGGGGGAGAUGAGGAUGCAACUGCAGCUGUGGUGCGUAGGCUUCCGGCGGUACUGAGUUAUAGUGUGGAGCAUUUGGGAAGCCAUGUGGAGUUCUUUAGAUCGUUCGCUGGACUCACCGAGGAGGAGAUUUUCAGGAUUCUGCUCGUGUUCCCAAACUUGAUGAGUGCUAGCAAGGAGCGGAAGUUGCAUCCCAGGAUUGAUUUUCUCAAGCAAUGUGGACUGGAUUCCACUGGUAUCUUCAAGUUCUUGUCCAAAGCGCCUUUGUUUCUAGGCCUGUCCUUUGAGGGGAACCUUGCAUAUAAACUGAAUUUCUUGGUGAAGAUUGGGUAUGCAUAUAGAACCAAGGAUAUGACUGUGGCAAUGUGGGCUAUGACGAGGACGAGCUGUGAGAAUUUGCAGAAGGUGAUUGGGGUGUUCUUGAGCUAUGGAUUGUCUUGUGAGGAUAUUUUUAUCAUGAGCAAGAAGCAUCCUCAAAUAUUGCAGUAUAAUCACAGUUCUUUGGAAGAGAAGAUGGAAUACUUGAUAGAGGACAUGGGUCGUGAGGUUGGGGAACUGUUGGUUUUCCCAGCAUUUCUUGGUUACAAGCUUGAUGACAGGAUCAAGCGUAGGUAUGAAGAAAGGAAGAAGAUUGUAGGGGAAGGAAUGUCCCUUAACAAGUUAUUGAGUGUGUCAACUGAGAGAUUCAUCGAGGAGGAGAAGAAGAAGCAGAAGGCGGCUCUACCUGUCUAAUUAACAGUUUUUAUUAAAGUGAGUUUAGAUAGAUUGAACAAAAUAACGUUCCUUUUUUUUCCCUCUCCCAUAAGCAGUUGGAUUAACUUCGGCCCCUUCUCACUCCAUUACAUUGUUCAAUGCUUGCUUGGAGCUUUCACCCCAUCCAAUUGUUGCACACAGAAUUGUUGCGUUCUCUCUACCAACUGCUGCAGAAAUUGGGGAUGAAAAUUGCAUUUAGCUUAUUGUGAGAACUCUUAACUUUAUUCCAGAAUAUCGAAGCGCUAAAUAUAUUUUUGAAGUAAUUCUACAGAA
Molecule: messenger RNA, 2109 nt
Organism: Malania oleifera
Lineage: Eukaryota; Viridiplantae; Streptophyta; Magnoliopsida; Santalales; Ximeniaceae
Product: transcription termination factor MTERF8, chloroplastic
Exons: 2
Coding region: 211-1815 (534 amino acids)
Biological process (GO): regulation of DNA-templated transcription
Molecular function (GO): double-stranded DNA binding
Source: RefSeq, a predicted model, not a curated record